This is a messenger RNA of Mesorhabditis spiculigera, 1179 nucleotides long. The record is from the annotation of a GenBank genome assembly. NCBI's taxonomy places the organism in Eukaryota, Metazoa, Nematoda, Chromadorea, Rhabditida, Rhabditidae.
AUGAGCAGCAGCCACUCUGAGACGGAGGAGCCCUCGGGCCACAAGAACACCGCUACCGAGGACGACACUUCCAUGCUCACCCAACACUCUGAGUACGUCACCGAGCUGCUUGGCGAACGUGCUCGUCUCGGCAAACCGGAACAGCCCUUCAAGCAUCUGCCGCGCCUCAUCGAGGCCGAGAUCAACCGCUUUCUGGGAAGCAUGACCACGGAGAGCAGCCGCACCGAAAAACUGCCGAAGCGCAUCAUGCUCCAGGAGAAGUUGAUCGUGCCCGUCGACAAGUACCCCAAGUAUAACUUUGAACCACUGAACGUGAUUGUCCAAUGUGAGGACUACGAAGAUGUGUGCAGGAAGAAGCUGGAGUACGCGAUCGACAAGGUCAACGUUCUUCUGAACCCUCCGCCGGAGGGCAAAGAUGAGCUGAAGCGUAAGCAGCUGAUUGACCUCUCCAUCAUCAAUGGCACAUACCGCCCGACGGUGGCUACGAAACCUCACUCGGGCUCGCACAAUCGCAGCCAUCUCUCUAGCCCAGCGGACAGCUACCACUACAGUCCUCGCGGAAGGCUUGAGCGCGAGCCACCGAUGCUGGACCUCCAGAAACUGCUCAAUUUGCUGUCGCCGAAGUCUACCAAUGGGCAAAGGGACCGAGCUCGGCCCUACACGGAUCUUAUGGGCCACAGCCACGUUCCACUACUCGUCCGGAAUUUCCGGUGGAUUCCGUAUUGUCUGAUCGUGCAACUGAUGCUAUUUGCGGUGCCCAAGUUUGCCUGGACUACCUUCGGAUUGUCGGCUGAUGGAGUGAAUAAGGUCGUCUCGAUCAUCUCCCAGACGCGCUGCCUCAAAGAUUUGACCGGCGAAGAGCGAUCCCGGGAGAUAGACGGAAUCUGCGAAUUCUUUCUGAACACGCCCGCAACCAUGGCGAUGGCUUCCGCUGCUCUACGAAACAGUCAAGUGCGCAUCUCAUCGCCAUCUGAUCAACUGUUUGAGUAUUUCGUCAACACUGCCCUGAUGCCAGAUGGAUGCAUUGCUCUGUGGUUCAUACGAGAGACCGGAUCAAGAAGAACACCAAGCCGAUUCUACGUGUACAGGGCAGUCUGGACUACCUCGGUGGCCCUGGUCCGUCCAACCGAGCCCGGUCGUGUUCACGGAUUGCGCUGUAUCCGGGCGAGAAAUUGCCAU